Messenger RNA from Lepus europaeus (European hare), 3429 nucleotides. RefSeq names its product exostosin glycosyltransferase 2 (gene EXT2). The record is from RefSeq and is a predicted model, not a curated record. The coding region runs from base 318 to 2474 and encodes 718 amino acids. Gene Ontology annotation, cellular component: membrane. The transcript has 15 exons. Gene Ontology annotation, molecular function: glycosyltransferase activity. NCBI's taxonomy places the organism in Eukaryota, Metazoa, Chordata, Mammalia, Lagomorpha, Leporidae.
CGGGCCCGAGAGCCUGCGCCCUGUUCUAGGCGUGUUCGUGUCGACCUGACCCUGGCCGUGGCUCCCUCCAACCUCGGCGCUGUUCGACCCGGGCAGCCGUGGCCAGCGCCCCGCGGCAUGAGCCGGUGACCGAGCACGGGGCCGAUCGGGAGGCAGCCGUGGCUGAGGAGCGUUGGGUUAAGCUCCAGUGUGGCAGUGGCCCUGGAGUUCAGCUGUGAGGGUGUCUCUGGAAAGGUUGGAUACAGUGGACUGAGUGGAUUGGAUGGACCCCGAAGCACCCAGCGGAGGAGUGUGGGGAAGAGGCCGUGUGUGUCAUUAUGUGUGCGUCAGUCAAGUACAACAUCCGGGGUCCGGCCCUCAUCCCGAGAAUGAAGACCAAGCACCGCAUCUACUACAUCACCCUCUUCUCCAUCGUCCUCCUGGGCCUCAUCGCCACGGGCAUGUUUCAGUUCUGGCCGCACUCCAUCGAGUCCUCCAGCGACUGGAGCGUGGAGAAGCGCAGCAUCCGGGAUGUGCCGGUGGUCAGGCUGCCGGCCGACAGCCCCAUUCCGGAGCGGGGGGACCUCAGCUGUAGGAUGCACACGUGUUUCGACGUGUACCGCUGUGGCUUCAACCCGAAGAACAAGAUCAAAGUGUACAUCUACUCCCUGAAGAAGUAUGUGGACGACUUUGGUGUCCCGGUGAGUGACACCAUCUCCCGGGAGUACAAUGAGCUGCUCACCGCCAUCUCGGACAGUGACUACUACACUGACGACAUCAACCGGGCCUGCCUGUUCGUUCCCUCCAUCGACGUGCUCAACCAGAACCCGCUGCGCAUCAAGGAGACGGCGCAGGCAUUGGCCCAGCUCUCCAGGUGGGACCGAGGCACAAAUCACCUGUUGUUCAACAUGUUGCCUGGAGGUCCCCCAGAUUACAACACGGCUCUGGACGUCCCCAGAGACAGGGCUCUGCUGGCUGGUGGCGGCUUUUCCACGUGGACCUACCGGCAGGGCUACGACGUCAGCAUCCCCGUCUACAGUCCGCUGUCGGCUGAGGUGGAUCUUCCCGAGAAGGGACCGGGUCCGCGGCGGUACUUCCUCCUGUCGUCUCAGUUGGCCGUGCACCCCGAGUUCAGAGAGGAGCUGGAGGCCCUGCAGGCCAAGCACGGGGAGUCAGUGUUGGUGCUGCACAAGUGCACCAACCUCUCGGAGGGCGUCCUCUCUGUCCGGAAGCGCUGCCACAAACACCAGGUCUUCGACUACCCCCAGGUGCUGCAGGAAGCCACUUUCUGCGUGGUCCUUCGUGGGGCUCGGCUGGGUCAGGCGGCGCUGAGCGAUGUGUUACAGGCUGGCUGUGUCCCAGUGGUCAUCGCAGACUCCUACAUCCUGCCUUUCUCUGAAGUUCUGGACUGGAAGAGAGCGUCUGUGGUUGUGCCGGAAGAAAAGAUGGCCGACGUGUACAAGAUUUUGCAGAGCAUCCCCCAAAGACAAAUCCAAGAAAUGCAGCGACAGGCCCGGUGGUUCUGGGAAGCAUACUUCCAAUCAAUCAAAGCCAUUGCCCUGGCCACCUUGCAGAUCAUCAAUGACCGGAUCUAUCCCUACGCAGCCAUCUCCUAUGAGGAAUGGAAUGACCCUCCUGCUGUGAAAUGGAGCAGCGUGAGCAACCCACUCUUCCUCCCGCUGAUCCCGCCACAGUCACAGGGGUUCACAGCCAUCGUCCUCACCUACGACCGAGUGGAGAGCCUCUUCCGGGUCAUCACGGAAGUGUCCAAGGUGCCGAGUCUCUCCAAGCUGCUGGUUGUCUGGAAUAAUCAGAAUAAAAACCCUCCAGAAGAGUCUCUCUGGCCCAAAAUCCGGGUCCCGUUAAAAGUCGUGAGGACCGCUGAGAACAAGCUGAGCAACCGCUUCUUCCCUUACGACGAGAUCGAGACGGAGGCCGUGCUGGCCAUCGACGAUGACAUCAUCAUGCUGACCUCCGACGAGCUGCAGUUCGGCUACGAGGUCUGGCGCGAGUUCCCCGACCGCCUGGUGGGCUACCCGGGCCGCCUGCACCUCUGGGACCAUGAGAUGAACAAGUGGAAGUACGAGUCCGAGUGGACCAACGAGGUGUCCAUGGUGCUCACGGGAGCUGCCUUCUACCACAAGUAUUUUAAUUACCUGUAUACCUACAAAAUGCCUGGCGAUAUCAAGAACUGGGUAGAUGCCCAUAUGAACUGUGAAGACAUUGCCAUGAAUUUCCUGGUGGCUAACGUCACAGGGAAGGCCGUCAUCAAGGUAACCCCACGGAAGAAAUUCAAGUGUCCUGAGUGCACAGCCAUUGAUGGGCUCUCACUAGACCAGACACACAUGGUGGAGAGGUCGGAGUGCAUCAACAAGUUCGCCUCUGUCUUUGGGACCAUGCCGCUCAAGGUGGUGGAGCACCGAGCGGACCCCGUCCUGUACAAAGACGACUUUCCCGAGAAGCUGAAGAGCUUCCCCAACAUCGGCAGCUUGUGAACCGUGUCCGGGCGGAGCCUCCUUGGCCAGCACUCUGCUGCCCAGGCCGCAGUCUAGGGCGGAAGGCGGACGUCCCGGGUCCUGGCACAGCCCCACCUCGCCCACUUUCUCAGGAAUAGGAGCCUCGGGCGGCUGGCGCGGCACCUGGGGCCGGGCCGCCACGUGGCUGUGUUUCUGAUGGUCGCCAGUGGGUUCUUUCUGUAAGUGCCACGUGGGAGCCCUUGGGGCACGCUCCAGACUUCACAGCUCAGCUAAACGUGACUCUCAGACUUCUGGAGGAGAGAUCCAGCGACUUCCGGUUAUCGCACAUCAGCGAGUUCCAUGGAAAAACAGCCAAGCCCGGAACUGGCUGCAGAACCCAAACACGUUGGUGGCAUUCGACCCAGGCCGUGGGACCCAGGACACUGGGCUCACGGGGAGGAAGAGGCCCACUGCUCAGUCAGGAUCCUCGCACUUCCAUGAACUCCUCUCUAUUUGGCUUUUUUUAAUGUGAUUAAAGUAAUUUUUAUUCCUUUUCUGCUGUGUCUUCAACACUGAUUCUCCAUAGUCCAGACCCUGUCCUCCUUUUGUGUGUUUAACUCCAUCUUCCGGUUUACCGACAGUCUGGAGAGGCUGGAGGAGUACUGGGCCCCGUGCACCUCAGUCCUAAGGAGACCAAGCCCUACGCAUUCUAAGAGCAGGUGACUCCCAGAACCUCCUGGGGACCACAGGCUGCCCGAGUAGGUCCGGUCAGUGUUGUAUCCGUGUUCCUGGGCCUGCGGGAGCCGUCCACUGGGGCUCUCUCGCUGGUGCUGUGGAGGGACCUGUGACCCACCUCCACCCAAGGGGAUGCCAGAUUCUCCCCUCCCCUUCUGUGGGUAUAAACGUAACAUUAGCCAGGGACCUUCUGGCUAACGUUAAGUGCUGCUGUAACAACUGCUUUGCAACAGUUGCCCAUAUCCUUUAAAUCAUUAAA